Molecule: messenger RNA, 2016 nt
Organism: Prunus dulcis (almond)
Lineage: Eukaryota; Viridiplantae; Streptophyta; Magnoliopsida; Rosales; Rosaceae
Product: eukaryotic translation initiation factor 5-like
Exons: 2
Coding region: 490-1809 (439 amino acids)
Biological process (GO): formation of translation preinitiation complex; formation of cytoplasmic translation initiation complex; translational initiation
Cellular component (GO): cytosol
Molecular function (GO): translation initiation factor activity; GDP-dissociation inhibitor activity; eukaryotic initiation factor eIF2 binding
Source: RefSeq, a predicted model, not a curated record
AUAAGAGAUGGCAAGACCACCUCUCUUGAGCCACACUCCCAAAGCAUUGAAACCCUAAAUCCCAUCAUCUUCUAACUCUGAAACUCUUCGUUUUUUCUCGUUCCAGAACUUCGAUCUCUAUCGGAUUUCAGGAAACUUGCAGGUGUAUCUAUUACCUUCAGAUUUUCAAGGUGAAGUUGUCAGCGGUGAAGUUUCUUUUAUGUCCGAGCAGGCCAUUUUCUAUUUGGGAUCAAUUGGGUUGCUUGGAGAGUAUUGUCCAUCUUCAAGAAAAAAGAACAGACCCUUGUUAAAAGGAAAUAGCUGUAUGCAUCGGUUGCCAUAUCAGGAAUAUCCCGAGUUUCAUGGUUGCUACUGGUUGCAACCUUUCAUAGCUUACGAAAAUCAAUCUUCUCCUGUCUUGAAAAACUUAGAAGAGGAUAUUGCAGCUACCAGCAUUUCCGUCUCGUGAUAUCUCUUGUAUUUGCAUUCUGAUUUCUGUUCUCUAUCAAGAUGGCUUUACUGAACAUUGGUGCUGGGAACAGUGAUGAUGCCUUCUACAGGUAUAAGAUGCCCAAAAUGGUUACCAAAAUUGAGGGCCGAGGAAAUGGCAUCAAGACAAAUAUAGUCAACAUGGUUGAUAUCGCAAAGGCUUUGGCAAGGCCCGCUGCGUACACUACAAAGUAUUUUGGUUGUGAACUUGGCGCACAGUCCAAGUUUGAUGAGAAAACUGGGACUUCUAUCGUUAAUGGAUCCCAUGAAACUGCUAAGCUAGCUGGCCUCCUUGAAAACUUUAUCAAGAAAUUUGUUCAGUGUUAUGGAUGUGGAAAUCCAGAAACAGAGAUACUGAUUACAAAGACUCAAAUGAUUCAACUCAAAUGUGCUGCUUGUGGUUUUGUGUCUGAUGUGGACAUGAGGGACAAGCUCACUACUUUCAUUAUUAAGAACCCACCUGAGCAGAAAAAGGGAUCCAAAGACAAGAAAGCAAUGAGAAGAGCUGAGAAGGAAAGACUAAAAGAAGGUGAAGCUGCUGAUGAGGAGCUGAAAAAACUGAAGAAAGAGGCAAAGAAGAAGAGCACUUCCUCUGCUAAGGAGGGCCCUGUGAAGGCCAGCUCUUCAAAAAAGAAAACAAGUGGCUCUGACGAGGAUCGUACAUCACCUACUCCCAGCCAGGCUGAUGAAGAGGAGGCUGAUGAUGAUGAUGAUGAUGAUGUUCAGUGGCAAACUGAUACGUCCAUAGAGGCAGCUCGUCAACGGAUGCAAGAACAAUUGAAUGAUGCGACAGCUGAUAUGGUGAUGCUUCCCACCAAUGAACCAGAGAAGGCCAAGGCAGAAACAAAGGCAAAUGAGAGUUUGGAAAAUGGGAACUUCACUGCUCGAGGAACACUUACGGAUGAGUUGAAAAAGAAUCUGGAUAAGGGUAUUUCACCCAAACAAUUCCAAUCCCUUCUGGGGUCACUUUCUGGGUCUGCAAAGGAAAAAAUGACUGCUCUAUUUGAGGCGCUAUUUGGGGGCCUAGAGAAAGGGUUUGCAAAAGAGGUAUCCAAGAAGAUAAACUACCUUGCUGUAGCUGCUGCUCAGGAUGAGGGAUCUCAAUUGCUCUUGCUUCAAGCAAUUGAAGGCUUCUGUGGGAAGUCAAGCUCAAGUGCCUUGAAGGAAGUUGCCCUUGUUUUAAAAGCUCUCUAUGAUGUUGAUAUCUUGGAGGAAGAAUGCAUAGUGCAGUGGUAUCAAGAUGGACUGAAGGGUGGGAGCAAGAACUCUCAGAUUUGGAAGAACGCCAAACCAUUCAUUGACUGGCUCCAGAGUGCUGAGUCCGAAACGGAGGAGGAUUAAUGUUUUCAUUUUUUAUUCUUUUUAUUCUUGCUCAUGUCUUCUGUUGUUGCUAGGCUUCCUGUCGUCACCAAUAACGUGAAAUAAAGAGGUGUUGCUCUUAGUCCAGUACUGUCAAAAAUUUCUACUAUGUCCUGCAGUACCUAUAAGAUCUGUGUGUUAUCUGGGAUUUUGAUAUUGGUAUCGGAAUGUUGAAUAUUGUUUCCAAUA